This is a messenger RNA of Entamoeba invadens IP1, 534 nucleotides long. RefSeq lists its product as hypothetical. NCBI's taxonomy places the organism in Eukaryota, Evosea, Mastigamoebida, Endamoebidae. Bases 1 to 534 code for a protein of 177 amino acids. The record is from RefSeq and is a predicted model, not a curated record. The transcript has a single exon.
AUGCUCAUUGUUUUUAUGUUACCUCUGGUGUUAUCUCUUCGUUGUCAAAUUACAACGAAGUACACAUUUGUACGUGGGACAACUACAAUACCACUCCCUUCUGUUCAUUAUCCCCAUAUCACUUUUACGCCAGAGCUUGACGGGACGUUUUUUAUAUCACAGACAGAGACCGGCUCGGAGAUUUAUGUGACUGUGUUAAGACCACAAGACAUUACUGUUUGUGUGGUCGAGACUGACGACACACCAUCGCGACUUACAGCAAAAGUGUUUUCACUGAAUUACGUGUUGAAGUCGAUUGUCCCUGGAAUUCCUCUUUAUUUUGUGUUAGUAGCGAUUGUGUUUAUUAUUGUGAUAUUUAUUAUGUUGAUCAAAGCCUUUGGGUAUGUCGUCGCCACCGUUACCGACGUUUAUUUCAAUCAAGGAAAAAGACUCGAAAAGUAUUUCAAUGACAAGUUUGGGAUCAGCCACGAUGAACUUGUCGCAUUUUUAAUACACAAAGGUGUUGUUCAAGAAAACGCAGAGUAUCUCAUGUGA